AUGGUGUAUUGUUGGCUGUGGGCCUCUGCAGCGCUGGCGGCGCUGGGGGCGGCGGCAGAGGUGGUCACAACAACCCGGCAAUUUGAAGUCGACAUCGUCUUUCCGCACAACGAGACAUACAAGCCGGCCGAAACCAUGCCCAUCGUUCUCGCCAUCCAGAACCCCGCCGUCGCGUUAUCCAUUGGGCACUUCAGCGUAUUCUGGACUAUCAGCCAAGUCCAGGGGUGGGAUACGAUUGGGUCCUCUGUGGACUUUGGCGAUUUCCAAGUCUUCAGCAAUCUAACAUCGACCGACCCAACUCUGUUCCUCGUCGGCUUCACCAAUGUCACCGAUUGGAUCCGUUACGGACGUCCAACCCCACCAGCCACCGAGUAUACACCAGGACCCCACGAUCGAUAUCUCUUGCAGUGGAGCAUUGUUUGGACGAGCCUGUUUGGGAACUGCACGAAAUUCGAAUCCUUGGUUGGCGCUGAUCUGCCGUCCGAGGGAGCUGUGGCGUUCAACAUCCAGACAGUGUGGGGGGAGGGAGGCUGGCAGGGGGAGAUCCACGACGUGCAGGAGGGCAUCCCCGAGUGCCCAGAAUUUGGAGGACUCGUCCAGAUCGGCCCGCCCCCGAACGCGACGAAGCCGGCAUGUCCCGGGUUUGAGAUUCUCGAGGGCAGGGAAGGGAACCCCUGUGCCGUCACCAUCGACCAGCCCGCGGCGAGCAGCAUUUGGAGCCGCGUGUCAACCUCCGUGGCGAGUUCCAUGUCAAGGUACCACCCGACCCCAACCACCACCGCUGCUGUGGAGUCUUCAACAAGUAGCGGCGGCGUGGGUCCCGCGCGGACAAUGCAGACGGCGCUCGCGGCCGCCUGCGUCCUUUGCGGCCUGGCAUUGUAA
Messenger RNA from Chaetomium globosum CBS 148.51, 882 nucleotides. RefSeq lists its product as uncharacterized. The transcript has a single exon. NCBI's taxonomy places the organism in Eukaryota, Fungi, Ascomycota, Sordariomycetes, Sordariales, Chaetomiaceae. The record is from RefSeq and is a predicted model, not a curated record. The coding region runs from base 1 to 882 and encodes 293 amino acids.